AUGAACAGGAAUAAAAGCAUCGUCUCUUUUCCUGUUAGAUCUGCGAAGCAGCAGCCACCCUUCAGACUCUGUGUUUGGAGAGCGAGCAACGAAGCGUUGAUCGAUGUCGUAAACAUGUUCACGCUUUUGCCGAACGAGCAUCUUGCAUUUUCUUCGUUUUUCCAAAUUGAUUCUCCUGCAUACUCUCUGUUUUCCUUCCCACUCUACAAUCUACUCUUUUCCUUCGCUUCCUUAACUACUCAGCACUCUCGCACUAUUGUUUUUCCGCCUUGA
Messenger RNA from Leishmania mexicana MHOM/GT/2001/U1103, 273 nucleotides. RefSeq lists its product as hypothetical. Lineage: Eukaryota; Euglenozoa; Kinetoplastea; Trypanosomatida; Trypanosomatidae. The record is from RefSeq and is a predicted model, not a curated record. The coding region runs from base 1 to 273 and encodes 90 amino acids. The transcript has a single exon.